Molecule: messenger RNA, 1169 nt
Organism: Plutella xylostella (diamondback moth)
Lineage: Eukaryota; Metazoa; Arthropoda; Insecta; Lepidoptera; Plutellidae
Product: ras-related and estrogen-regulated growth inhibitor-like protein
Molecular function (GO): GTPase activity; GTP binding
Source: RefSeq, a predicted model, not a curated record
GGAAACUUCGCGGCGGCAACACGUAUCGAACUUGACCGAAAGCUCCGCGCACAUCGAACACCUCCCGAUGAUAACAGACGAACAGUGACCGAUAAUAUUGAUGUGAUCCAUAACGUACUAUGUUCAGACGAAUGUAUUGAUUAAGUAAUUGACUGUGAAAUUAAUAGCGAUGAAGAUGACAGUGAGUCGCAUCAGGGUGGUGGUGUUAGGGAGCCCGCGGUGCGGCAAGUCGGCUGUGGUUGUCCGCUAUUUGACGAAGCGAUAUAUCGGCGAAUACAGUUCUACAGGCGAUUUUUUAUAUCAACACAGAGUGGCUUUCGACGGAGCAGUUUCAGAAGUAGAAAUACUAGACACAUCUAACUGUGCGACUGGCGGUUGCCUGGCGGACCACGUGCGGUGGGGCGACGCGUUCGCGGUGGUGUACUCGGUGUGCGAGCGGCGCUCCUUCCUGGCCGCGGCCGAGCUGCUGGCGCUGCUGGAGCGGACCCGGCUGCCCGCCUGCGCCGCCGUCACCCUGCUCGGGAACAAGAGAGACCUCGAACAUGCUAGAGAGGUCCACGCCGAGGAGGGUCAGGAGUUGUCGCUGCGGUUCGGCUGCCAGUUCUACGAGGUGUCGGCGGCGGAGUCCAGCGCCGGCGCCGCGCUCGCCUUCCACGCGCUGCUGCGGGAGGCGCGCGCGCUGGCGCUGCUGCUGCCCGCCCCCCGCAGGAAACUCGCUGCCUACUCCGUGUCUAAGGUAAUCGGCACGAUAUUUGGGAAGAACAGCAAGAGUGUGCGGAAAAAACGACCAUCUCUGAGCAUUUGAAGACUUUGGAGGCUUCCUGAGAAAUAAAUAGACUGUUAUUUUAUAAACUACCAUGAUGGUAAUAUCAUGGCUACUUGAGUACUGUACUUGUAUAAAUGAAACAUAAAGAAGCUAUGAACGAAUCUCACAAAUGAUUGAUUGGUUAUGAUUUUAUUUUUAAUACGAAUAAUAUUAUAUUUCUUGUAAAUAUUAAUGGUACACCUCGCAUUAGAUUAAAGCAAGACAUAAGUAGGAACUUUAUUAAGGAUGCUAAGUGUAAAUAUAAUCUUAUACUAAUUUAAUAAAAUAUUUAGGUUUACGAACCUACGAAAGUACGAUAAGUGUGUAAAAUAUGCUUAUAAUAAACAAGUAUCCAAUAAAUAAA